Messenger RNA from Vitis riparia (riverbank grape), 966 nucleotides. RefSeq names its product glutamate receptor 2.8-like. Gene Ontology annotation, cellular component: plasma membrane. Gene Ontology annotation, molecular function: ligand-gated monoatomic ion channel activity; signaling receptor activity. The record is from RefSeq and is a predicted model, not a curated record. The transcript has 2 exons. Lineage: Eukaryota; Viridiplantae; Streptophyta; Magnoliopsida; Vitales; Vitaceae. The coding region runs from base 194 to 799 and encodes 201 amino acids.
UAAGAAUUCUAGCAGCUGAAUAAGUCCCCAUCCUCCAAGAUUUAAGGAGUAAUCUCCGCCUGGGAAACGUGCUCUCCAUUUGCAUCACCAUAUUUGGUGGUGAUUCUCAUCGUCACAGCAAGCCUCAGCUCCAUGCUGACUGUCUCAAGGCUCCAGCCAUCAGUGGUAGACGUUGAAUCACUUCAGAGAGCAAAUGCAGCUGUUGGGUGCGAUGGGAACUCCUUUAUCGUCAGGUAUUUGGUCAAUCUGGGCUUCAAACUGGAGAAUAUCAAGACAAUACAUUCAAUCAACGAAUACCCAGACGCUUUCGAAAAGAGGAGAUAUUUCAGCAGCCUUCUUUGUUGUCCCACACGCCAAAGUCUUCCUGGCUAAAUAUUGCAAGGGCUACACCAUGACAGGACCCACCUUCAAUCUAGGCGGCUUUUGCUUUGAGGUGUUUCCAAAGGGCUCUUCAUUGGUUUUAGACAUUUCGGAAGCAAUCCUCAGAGUUAGAGAAAGCGGAGAAGUCGAGCGAUUGGAGACAGAGUUGCUCUCCUCUUCCAACUGCUCUUCUCCCAUCAACUUGGUUGACGACCCAAGAUUAGGCCCUGAGCCUUUCUGGAGUCUAUUUUUGAUAUCAGGUGGUAUUUCAGUAGUAGCGUUAUUCAUCACCGUGGCUCGUCUACUAGGAAAGCAUUGUCAGGCUUCAAGCUCUCUGACAAUAACAUUAAUAAAAAUAAGAACUUUCAGAAGGGCAUCAUUGACACUCCUUACACCAACCUCCAGAGGAAAACUCCAUUUAGGUUACCAAUGCCCAUAGGGAGGCAGUGGGCAUUUACUUAGCGCAAACUUGAAUUAAACCUUGUAAUUUCCCUCACCAGUCAAUUCCCAUAUGCCAUUUACAGCAUUGAUAUUUGUAUAUAUCAAUCUCCUAAUGCCCUCGUACCUACGGAGUUGUACUAUAUUAGCCACAAAGAAGACAAACCU